AUGGCGCGCCCCUUCAACCCCCCCGAUUAUUACAGACUGGACCGUCGUUCAUCGGUAGAGUCCAAUGCACUUUUAUCCGUCUCCGACCUGGAUGAAGAUGACUUGGUGCCACUCCGAAGAAAAUCCGCGCAGGCCCGCGGAGGGCUGUGGUCCUGGUGCAGGGCGUGCUUCCGACUCUUCCGUCGCGGUAGCGCUGGUCGCAAUGGACGGCGACUCGUGGCUCUGAUCCGCCUGGUUCUUGGGUUCCUGAUCGUGCUCGUCGCGGUGACGGGGAUAUUCUGGCCCUCGUAUACACACUUGCCUCCUCACUACCAGGCUCUCCGCAGAUCAGCCGCCCAAUCCAACAUCAGCGGUCCGGGGAAUCCCCACGACGAGAAGAUCUUCGUCGCCGCCAUUCUGUACGACCAGGAGGGGGAACUAGCAGGCGGUAGAUGGGGAAAUGCCUUGCUACGGCUAAUCUACCUCCUCGGCGAAGACAACGUCUUCCUGAGUAUCUACGAGAACGACGGAGAAGCCAAGGGCCACCAGGCCCUUCGAGAUCUAGAGCGCAAGCUGCCAUGUAACAGGUCCAUUCAAAUAGAUCCGCAUCUAGAUCUGAACACAUUCCCAAGGGUUAUAGCCCCGGGAGGGGCGCAACGCAUCAAACGAACCAACUACCUGGCCGAGCUGCGGAAUCGCGCUCUUCGCCCUCUGGACGAGCACCCAGAAAUCAAGUACGAUAGAAUUCUCUACCUCAAUGACGUCAUCUUCGAUCCUAUCGACGUACUUCAUCUCCUUUUCUCCACCAACAGCGAUCAAAACGGGGUAGCCCAGUACCGUGCGGCAUGUGCGGUCGACUUUAGCAACCCGUUCAAAUUCUACGACACCUACGCCACGAGAGAUCUGGAUGGAUACGGAAUUGGACUUCAAUUUUUUCCGUGGUAUACCACGGCCGGUAGCGGUCAGAGCAGAAGGGAUAUGCUUGGAGGGAAAGAUGCCGUGCGUGUUCGCAGCUGCUGGGGAGGGAUGGUGGCUUUUGAUGCAAAGUACUUCCAACGACGCGACAACCCAGUGCGGUUCCGCGCCGACCCAGAUGUAUUCUUCGAUGGAUCCGAAUCCUGCAUCAUCCACGCCGAUAUCCAGGAUCCCCCUUCAAAUGACAAGGAAGUGCACGACAGCGGCAUCUACAUGAACCCCUUUGUUCGAGUCGCAUACACGGAACGCACCUACUCCUGGCUAUGGCUAACCCGGCGAUUCGAAAAGCUCUAUUCCAUUCCUCAUAACCUUGCAAGCCAGGUGGCUGGGUUCCCCCGGGCUAACCCCCGUCGAAGCGAGACUCCCGGCCAGGUGAUCAAAGAGACCCUCUGGGUUCCGGAUGCGACAGAUACCCGUGGGGGCGCAUUUCGAGAGGUAGAUCGGGUAGCGGGGAAUGAUGGCUUCUGUGCGGAUGGAUUUGGCGGAUAUCGUGGGCUGCAGGUGAUUGUGGAAGAUCGAAAACCAGGCCAGGGUGGAUGGGAGGAGAUUCCCUUGCCAUUGAAUUAGCUGGUAACCCUAUAUUCCAACUACCGACAAUAAACGCGAGUACUGUUACAAUAGACCGAAUACCAAA
Aspergillus sclerotioniger CBS 115572 is the source of this 1588-nucleotide messenger RNA. Its product is annotated as glycosyltransferase family 69 protein. Bases 1 to 1521 code for a protein of 506 amino acids. The record is from RefSeq and is a predicted model, not a curated record. Lineage: Eukaryota; Fungi; Ascomycota; Eurotiomycetes; Eurotiales; Aspergillaceae. The transcript has a single exon.